Corticium candelabrum is the source of this 1737-nucleotide messenger RNA. Its product is annotated as heparan-sulfate 6-O-sulfotransferase 1-B-like. The transcript is spliced from 2 exons. Lineage: Eukaryota; Metazoa; Porifera; Homoscleromorpha; Homosclerophorida; Plakinidae. The coding region runs from base 335 to 1489 and encodes 384 amino acids. Gene Ontology annotation, cellular component: membrane. The record is from RefSeq and is a predicted model, not a curated record. Gene Ontology annotation, molecular function: heparan sulfate 6-sulfotransferase activity.
AAGAACCAAUCACAGUAUUCAUUAACUGAUCUGGAAUCUCCUCCUUGUGAGCUUUCCAAUGAUGUUAGAAUCAAUCUGCUAGGACAUUCACUUCAGGAGAUACGGGUUUUUCCCCACAUCCUCUCUAAUACUCGAGGUCACGCUGACCGCAAGGCAGCGCAUUCGGGGCUGCAAUGCAAACUGCGUUUGGGACGAGGCUUGCGGUCCGUGCGGUUUAGGUGCGGUCCGUGCGGUAAAGCCCGGCCAACGUUUUCAGCGACGCAUGCGUGAUAUCACGAAGACCACAAAGGUGAAUGUGGUCUGGAUGUUGCAGAGUAGCACAUGACAAGCGAAGAUGGCGCCCCCUAUAACUACGUAUGGAUAUUUGACUUUCAGUGUUUUGUCUUUCUGUUUCCUGGGAACCCUUUAUUACUACUGGAGACCUCGAGCUCUAACAUUUGUCGCACUCACGCGAAAACCAAAUUUCAGACCAGAUUACAGCGUUGAAAAGGCUGACUUUGAUGCGAAGGGCACUGGUGUUAUGGUUUUUCUGCAUAUUCAGAAGACCGGAGGCUCGGAGUUUGGUCGUCAUUUGCUACACUUGGACGUUGGUAAACCGUGUAAAAUUACAAAGCCAAAAAAUGGUUCUAAACAUACUCCCAAAAAUUCAAAGUGCUAUCGACCUGGCCAGUCGAGUAAGCAAAAGAAGGGUAAGGUACAAGAGACGUGGCUGUUUUCUCGUUUCACAACAGGUUGGCCGUGUGGCGUCCAUGCUGACUGGACAGAGUUGCACGAGUGUGUUGCAAGGGUGUUGGAAUAUCGAGAAGGACAUAAACAUAAAGAACGGGAAUUCUUUUAUGUGACUAUGCUAAGGGAGCCGGUUAGCAGAUUUGUAAGCGAAUAUGCUCACGUGAAGCGUGGUGCAACAUGGGUUAGUGCAAGACAUUGCAACAAUCGUGAGGUCCCAAAGAAAUAUUUGCGUGACUGUUAUCCGGGGUUUUCUCAGGGCAAGCGUUGGCCGUCUUUGACGUUAGUAAAGUUUCUAACUUGUCCGUUCAAUCUUGGCAUCAAUCGACAAACAAGAAUGCUGGCUGAUCUGACACUGGUUAAUUGUUACAACACAGAUUCAUAUUCUAGAGAAGAGAGAGAUAAGAGAAUUCUUGAGAGUGCUAUCACAAAUCUCAAAAGUCUUCCCUAUUUUGGUCUUACUGAAUAUCAAGUCUGGAGCAAAGAGUUGUUUGAGCACACAUUUGAUUUGAAAUUUACUGAGCCGUUUGACAGUGUUCACGAACAGAAUGUAUCAAAAUCUCAGGAAACCUUGACAUCGUUGCAGGAUAGUGAAAUAAAUUGGAUCAAGGAAGUGAAUCAUUUGGAUGUAAAGUUGUAUGAUAUCGCAAAGAAAGUAUUCCUAGACAGAGUGGAUAGAAUGAGAAGAAACGUUUCAUAUUUUCAUCAUCAGUAUUGGAGUAGGUAUUUGGUCAUCGACGGCAACUCUGAACUUGAGUCAUAAUAGAUAUUUUGUGGACAAAUUCUAAAAUUGUGGUGACAUUGAGUUGACAGAUUCUAUAGGUUAGUUUUAGGAUAAGUGAUGCUAUAGCUAUUUCUUCAUGACAAUGUCUGAUCAAUGCAUCAGAGUAAAUCUAACAACAUAAUAUAAUAAGCUAAGCUUAGCUACUACAUAUUGGCGUCUGCGUUGUUUUUAAUAGGUUUGAUGUGUCGAACGUGGAAUUUAUAAUGAAGUUAUGUGUGCUGUUUAUC